CAGAGGCUUGAGUGGGGGUGGGGGUCGCGGGGGCUUCCUACGCCUCAGGCGACGUCGCGCGCUGAUUGGUGCGCGAGGCCCCGUGACGUCACUUCCUGAUCGACGGAGAUGAGGGUCUGUGAGGCGAACGGGGCGAGGGGAGAUGGGCCGCUGCCUUAAAUACGGUUUAAUGGCGUGGGGGAGUUGUUUUUUUAAAAUGCCGGAAGAAAGCUGUCAGUUGAAGAGUCUGUGACAAGAAAGAGAAAAGAGAUGUCUGGAGCCUGCACACAAUGAAAACCAUACAUGUGGUGAUACAGAUCAGCAAGGACAUGCUUACAAAGCACAAUUGAUUUAAAAGAGCUAACUUCGGGAGCACAUGAAUGGCAGACAUCUAUUGGUUGCCUCUGUAAUUUCUGUCCAGAACGCCAACUUUGUUUAUCCCUCCUGUCAAAACUGCUUUUCCAAACUACUAGUAGAUUCGAAGAGGUACAGUUGCUUAAAAUGUGGCUGCACUGGUGAUACCGAGGAAGCAAACUAUAGAUAUCGCCUCUCGCUAGAAGUCGCUGACACUCAGGGUGUAUUUGAAGUGACAAUAUUUGGAAGCUGUUUAGAUGUUUAUUUUGGAGUUACAGCAAAGGACCUACAGAGGUACAUUGAAGAACUGAACAAAGAAACAGGAGAACCAGGCCAGGAUGCAACUCAAGGUGUGGUAUUCCAAGCAGUGGAAACCUGCUUCAUCGGGAAGAAGUUUGUAUUUGCAGUUAAGGGUUUCGACAGACCAGAUGGCACCAGCUCCUUGCAGAGUAUCUGUCAAACGGACAGGUAUCCCAAGGCCUUCAUUGCCUGUCAGAUGUUUGUGCCAGACCCUGCGCUCACAGGCUACACUGUUAUCCAUUACCUCCAACAGCACCAGUGUUCUCACUGCAAGCAUGGCCAUGCAGGUUUCUGGCCUCCAGAUCUUUUUGCAGCAUUUGAUGAACCAAGCUGGGAGCUCAGUAGCUUGCAAGGCCUGGGUGACUUGAAUGCAGUUCCGUCAAGUCCUGCAGGUGGCAUUUCAUAUUUCUGGCCCCAGUCAUUUGGGCUGACUUGCUCUUCUAUUUCUUCACCAAUAGUAGCAGAUCCAAAUUCCAGCACAACUAUCUACGAUAAGCAAAAGUGGGAGGACAAUCCAGUUUCUACACAUGGUCAGUUGACCUACAACUCAAAGGACCAUAACCCGAUUGUGACUGAGAGAAAUGAGGAAGAUGAUACGAAAUGUCAUUUGUUUUCUACUCAAUGGAACCAUGUCAAGUGUGAAUCAGAAAUCUAUUCCUUCUUAAGAGGAGAAGACAGGAGGUUGGUACAAACCCCUUUAAAAUUAGCAGAGAGAGAUUCUUUCUGCAAAAUUGCCAUGCAACAUAGUUACGGACUUCCAAAUUCAGGGAAAUCUGGGCCUCAUAGUUCUCUUUGUCCCCUCGCUUCACCUUCAAGCCAUGCUAGAUCAGGUGAAAACUCUCAGGAAGUUCCAGACCUUUGGGAUGAAUUGCCAUCAUCAGAAAGUUUAAAUGAAUUCAUAGCCAAAAUUGAAAAUAACAACAUGUCGCCAGCAAAGGCCAAUGCAGGAAAGUGUUUCCCUAAUAGCACAAUUGAUGAAUUAUGUGAAAAGUUGACUCCCCAGCCGGGAAUUUUCAGUGCCAGUUUCAAGACCAGGCAAUCAGAAGAGAUGCUACAGAAUCUAGCAGAGAAGGUGGAAACGUGCAAAGAACCUAUUCUACCUUAUUACCAAUCUAGCCUGUUGCCAUGUCACAAUAAUAGCAAAUCUCAUCAAGAAGCCUUUCACAGUUCUUCGUCCACUAAAGGAAACAAGGAACAGGGGUGUCUAUCCAACCAGCAUCCUGUCCUCUUGCCUUGGUGCUCUCCAGCUGGGGUUAAACUUUCUCAUUCAAAUGGAGGUUGUUCAUCCUUCAAAGGAAGGGUUGACCAAGAUGCCAAUAGUUUCACGAAUCACCAUACUGGCUGCUCUUUAAAGUCUACCAGUAACUGCCUUGAAGACUCUUGUUUACAAAUCAAGAAGAUAACAGCCCACAAUAAAGAUCAUGAUAAUCUAGCCAACAGUGGUGGGAAAGAGGGUCAUUUCUAUAAGCUAAAUCAAACUACUGGUCUCACAAACAUCCAAGGAGAAAGUUUCAGAUCAGCCAGUGGUGAAAGAUCCAGUGAAAUUUGUGGGGAAAAGAGAGAGCUGCUUUUACAGGCACAUGAAUAUAGUAUUAAAGUCAUCCAGAGUGGAUUGGUCCAAGACAGUUCUGAUUGCAAGGAGGGCAGUUACAAUGCUUCAGCUGAUCUCUUCGAUAACAACAGCGGAACAGAAGUCACUGGGGGAAAAUUAAACUCAUCUCGAGCAUUCUUGGCACAAGAAGGUUCAGUGACCAGACAGCAUAUAAGAUUUGAAUUCAUACCAAAUGAGUUAGAGGCUAGCUGGAGUACUUCUGGACAUGAAUCAUCAUCCUGCAAUAUGCUCACUAUUUCAGACCAAAAAACAAGCACUCCGGUUUCUAGUUUAAGGCCCAGAUCUGAACUCAGUCUCAUGGAUUCCCCGGAUUUCAUACCUUAUUCCCAGCCCACUCCCCUAGCCAGGCCCUACACUCUACAAGUAAGCUGCCCUAGAGGAAAUGAACCCAUACUUACUGAAUUGCCACUGAAUAAGUUGUCUCGGUUAAAUGUCAGAUGUAGAAGACUCAGACCUCCUGUGGAAAACCCUUUAGUAAAACAGCUUUUCAGCAAGUUCCUGAAGUCCCAAAGGUCGACAACUGCAGAUCCUAUUAUUCUUGAUAGAUCAGCUCCUCAUCAGUCAUUUAUCAGCAGCAGCCCAUUCCAAGAGUUGCCUGCAGCAGCUGGUGAAGACUGGAUUCCCCCUUCAGAAAAAAAAUGGGUGCGGCCCCUUGCUUUUCAGAAAAGGUUGAAGAGGAGAAGCCUGGGAAGAAAUGCUUAUUGCCAACCCACUGAGAAGCCUUCUCUUUCUGAAAAUAAAAUAAGCAGCAAGACUCCAACGAGUUCUAGCAGGUUAAUAAGGUUAGAGUUUUCUCCGAAAAAGCAGCCAGUGGCUGAGGAUAAAGGUGGAAGCCUAUGUAGGCACAAAAAUGAUGUUCGUGACGGGCAGCUAGUAGGUGUCAAUGGACUGAGCCUAUCCCCUUCUUCUCACCCAAUGUCCACCAUUCCAAAUUGGUCUCCUGAACUGUUUUAAGAGAUUGGCCAGCUACUUAGCACAGCUGCUAUUUUAUUAAGUUCAGCUACUUGUAUAUACAUUUUCCUUUCACAAACUGACCCAUCGUCACAGUUGUGCUUUUGACACAUGUUCAGUUCUUUGCAAUUUUCUCAGGUGACUGAGGAUUGGGAAAAUACCUUUAAAAAUACAAGUAUAUACUGGUUGUAUUCCUUCUGGCAUUUUAAACAAUUUUGUCUACACAAGACUGAGCAUUACAUUCUUAGAAAAUGUAGUCCAUUUUUGUCUUGA
Molecule: messenger RNA, 3469 nt
Organism: Pogona vitticeps (central bearded dragon)
Lineage: Eukaryota; Metazoa; Chordata; Lepidosauria; Squamata; Agamidae
Gene: DDIAS
Product: DNA damage induced apoptosis suppressor
Biological process (GO): negative regulation of intrinsic apoptotic signaling pathway in response to DNA damage
Cellular component (GO): nucleus; cytoplasm
Source: RefSeq, a predicted model, not a curated record